This is a messenger RNA of Ictalurus furcatus (blue catfish), 1194 nucleotides long. RefSeq names its product C-type lectin domain family 6 member A-like. The transcript is spliced from 3 exons. Bases 8 to 484 code for a protein of 158 amino acids. The record is from RefSeq and is a predicted model, not a curated record. Gene Ontology annotation, biological process: biological process involved in interspecies interaction between organisms; immune response. Lineage: Eukaryota; Metazoa; Chordata; Actinopteri; Siluriformes; Ictaluridae. Gene Ontology annotation, cellular component: external side of plasma membrane. Gene Ontology annotation, molecular function: carbohydrate binding.
UUACAGUAUGCAUAAAUAUUCUACAAAGUUUUAUUUCUUACUGUUCUUAACAAAAGUAAAUCAAAGCAGCAGAUGUGAGGAAGGAUGGAAGUCUCUUGGUUUAAAGUGUUACUACUUCUCCACUGAGAAACUGAACUGGAUGCAGAGUCGAGAUUACUGUGUGGGGAAAGGAGGCCACCUGGUGAUUAUAACCAGCCAAACUGAACAGAAUUUUGCUUCUUCACAAAUUGGAGAAACACACUGGAUUGGCCUGAAUGACUUGGAGACUGAGGGAAAGUGGAUGUGGGUGAACAACCAGCCCUUAAAGGAGACGGGUGUAAAGUUCUGGUUUAGCAAUCCAGGGGGAUCAAGUGAGCCUGAUAACUGGAAAAAAGAGGACCCUUCUGGAGAGGACUGUGCUGCGCUGGGGCAUGAGAUUGGUAACAUAAAUAAAUGGUUUGACGCUUCUUGCCUUAAGCGGAAACGAUUCAUCUGUGAAAAGUAAAACACCACUUUUUUCACUUUUUGCAUUUUUAUGUGAUUAUCUAAGCUUGUUCAAACCUCUAGACCAUUAGAAUAUGGUAUGAGAUCAUGUAUGUGGCUUUUCUCCUGCUGCCUUGUAGAAAUUUUAACAUUUGACAAGUUUGACGAUCAUGAAUCUCCAGUGUUUAUUUCCUUGAAGACAUGUUAUAAACAAAGUGACUGAACCGUUAUAACCUUGAGGUUUGGUAGUUCCUCUCCAGUUCUGAGUAGUGUGAAAGUCAGAGCUAAUUAUAUCUUAUUCAGAAAAGUCAGAGGUAAUUAUAUCUCAGUCACCUUGACUUAAUACUGGACAUUUCAAAAUGACCUUGAAUCCUGAAAAUCUUCAUUAGUUCUUAAUUUCGUGUACUGUAAUUUUGUAUUCAAUAAAUAUACAGCCGGUGACAAAUUAAAGGAAAACAUGAUUCACAAGAAGAGCUUCAGUGAACCUCGCCAUAAAUUCUAUAAGUCUUCUAAACUGUACUGAACGGAUGAACACCGGUUUUCCAAAAGAUAUUCCUCCAGUUUAGCAUAACAGAGCAACAGGUUCUCCUUUCAUUUGCCAUUCAUCUGUAAGUACUAAUGCUGUGUAUAUUUACUGUUGAUUGAGUAGUGUGCAUUUUAUGUUAGCUAAAACUGGAUGUAAUGUGAAGUUGCUUUGAAUAACCAUUAAAGAAAAUGUAACAAUUAAUAAAA